AUGCGGUUCGACGGCGACGCACUGUUGGGGCUUUCUCGUGAGGAGCUGCAUGCACGCGUGCUGCGUCAGGAUGCGUGUUUAAAGGGGUUGAUGGCGGAGGCCGAGAAAAAAGAAAAAGAAACAGAAAAACAGAUCGCCGAUAUGCAGAGAGAGAUAACACAUAAGCUGCGAGAAGAAGCAAAAGAAGCACUGGAGGCCCAGGCGAAGGCGGCUGUGUCGUUGGUGGAGACACGGAGCUGGGAGUUGUUUGAAAAGCAGCAGCAAAUGAAGGAGUGGGCGGCUGACAACGAACAGAAGAUGCUGCUCCUCGAGGAGAGGGUAGACGACAUGCAACAGACAGCAGAAGAAGACCCCGUUAUAGCGUCCGUCGUCGCGUCCUUGAGGCCCCUUCUCCCCGAGCUGGAGAUACACCCCGUUGCCACCCCCGCGGCGGCUCUUGCUCAGCUGCAGACCGCCGUCAACCGCAGCGCUCGAGCCGCGUUUGUCUCGGAGGGGUCUGGGGUCCUCUCUCAUUUGCUUGGUUUUGUUUUGGGUUCGUUGUAUACUGUGUUGCCGUCUCCGCCUCCUUUCUACUCUUCUCUCGGCAGCGAAGUUCAAACAAAACAGCCCCAGCUACAAGUCGUUGCCAGUAACCUAGAGGCCCUCCAUCAGGCCCGCAUGCACGCAAACAGAGCUGAUCUUUCGUCUGCUGUGGAGUGUAUGGAUCGCCUGAAGGGGGCCGCGCGUCGAGAGACGGCGGAGGAAAUCAAAAAAAUAAAAAUGAGUUUGGCUGUACACAGAGCUGUCGAUACACUCCACGCCCGGCUCGACUGUAUGAACGCCCAGCUGGCGCACUAG
Eimeria mitis is the source of this 837-nucleotide messenger RNA. RefSeq lists its product as uncharacterized. The transcript has 7 exons. The record is from RefSeq and is a predicted model, not a curated record. The coding region runs from base 1 to 837 and encodes 278 amino acids. Lineage: Eukaryota; Apicomplexa; Conoidasida; Eucoccidiorida; Eimeriidae.